Cryptotermes secundus is the source of this 3304-nucleotide messenger RNA. Its product is annotated as pyrokinin-1 receptor. Lineage: Eukaryota; Metazoa; Arthropoda; Insecta; Blattodea; Kalotermitidae. The coding region runs from base 1214 to 3304 and encodes 696 amino acids. Gene Ontology annotation, molecular function: neuropeptide receptor activity. Gene Ontology annotation, cellular component: plasma membrane. The transcript is spliced from 6 exons. The record is from RefSeq and is a predicted model, not a curated record. Gene Ontology annotation, biological process: neuropeptide signaling pathway.
UGAGCUGUGAAAACAUAGCUUAGAAGUCUUACAACUCAGACUUGCUCGUAUCUGUCUCGACUCAAUUAUCAGCACGUCUUUAGCUGCACGAUCUUGAUGCCGAAGAGUUGGCCCUUCUGCACAAGCGGGUUGGCCGGAAGAGAGAAUGAAGAAGCCGAUAUACGUGACAAAUAUGUGAGCAUUGCAAUGCCCACACAACCUGGUCCCAAGACAGUAAGGGAGCAAGACACUAACAGUUUCAUGUUUUAAUCAUAAACUACCGAAAUUUAUGGAACAUCUUCAAGAAAGGAUCGUUAACUCCGAUGUAGGUCAGAGAGAACUGCAGGACGCCGUGUUAAUGUCUUUAUUCCGGAAACAGAAACACGUGGCCAAGAACAAAUUCUGAUCAUUUUAUUUCAACAAGUGCUGGUUUAGCCCAAUUCAGUGUCCUAUUGUAAUUAACAAGAGCCUUGUAUAUGCCGUAUGUAAUAAGGACACUAGAACAUUUCAUUACAAUUGAUAUACGAUUAUAUAAACGCACUACCAUCAGUUCAUGGUUGUAGAAGCAUAAAAUACCUACAAAUACAAAAGAAGGAAUAGUUUAUAAACACGAGUGUAUCUGUGUGAACAUAAUUGACAGAGAUUUAUUCACCCAAAGGAACUGGGUAUUCGUAGAAGAAUUACGCUCUGAGAAUAUCACGUAAUAGAAUUUUCCUAUGAGAGCUUCCAUGCGCCCAAUUUGGCUGGCGCAUUGCUCGGCACGCCCGUUGAGUGGACUUGCCCACUAUGCAUGACUGCUGGGUCGGCCUUCCUCUCGCGUUCACAUCUUCAGAUCAACACUGAACGUUGUGGAACGUGCACCGGCCACACGGGACUCUGCAGCAAACAGGUGACAGUUGUCUUAGUGAUCAACACGCGGUCCCAUUAGAUCCAAGUGUAGGUCUGUAACAGCGUUUAAUGUAUUUCUGACUUAAUUCGUUUACUCGAGUGGGCAGUCUUUAGUGAUGUGGUGCAGUGUAGUCAGUGAAUUUAUAAUUAACAAACAACAAUAGAAACAAAAUGCAUCUGUGUGAGGUUAGAUAUUUUAUAAUGGUUUACGCUGUGUCGCUUCUCAGUGUUUAAAAAGUUUACAUUCAGCGAACUGUGCUUGUGACGUAGCUUAUCCGCUCACUGUAACCUGACGCCCUGUUGGCGGCAAUGUGUGUUGGUGAUUUCAAAGUAAAAGUGAUAUCCGAUGAUGGAUGAGUUUGAAAUUGGUAUCACAGACAACAUAACACAUGACUCCUACGAUAAUUAUACACAGCCCUUCAGUUCAACACCUCAGAGAAUUGCAGCUACAAUGUACAAUGUAACAGAAGGGAGUAACAUGACUCAAUAUGAUACGAUAUCUAAAAGGGACCCUUUAUAUAUUCUGAUCCCAAUCACGGCGAUAUAUGCAGUGAUCCUGCUGACCGGUUUGGUGGGCAAUGUGAGCACGUGUGUGGUGAUCGCCCGCAACAAACACAUGCACACAGCCACUAACUAUUACCUGUUCAGCCUCGCUGUGUCGGAUCUGCUUCUGUUGGUGUCGGGCCUUCCUCAGGAGAUGUACUUCAUUUGGUGGCGCGUGUAUCCAGAUGUGCUUGGGGAAAAAGUCUGCAUCCUGCAAGGAUUUGCUGCCGAAACGUCGGCUAACGCCACGGUACUUACCAUCACGGCGUUCACAGUAGAACGCUACGUGGCCAUCUGUCAUCCCUUCCAGUCGCACACCUUCUCCAAGCUGUCGCGGGCCGUGCGGCUGGUGAUGGUGAUUUGGCUAGUGGCUCUAGGCCUGGCGGUGCCCCAGGCCAUCCAGUUCGGCGUGUUACAGCGCAAAGCGGAGGACGGGACCGAUGUGGUGCUGUGCACUGUCACCUCGGAGUUAGUGCAGCAUGCCUUUGAGAUCUCGACCUUCGUGUUCUUCGUGGCGCCCAUGACUCUCAUCACCGUGUUGUACGCUCUCAUCGGCCUGAAGCUGCGACGCUCCAGGCUCCUACACGCUGCCAAGAGAGCGUCCAUCGGAAGCAGCAGCACCGACAGGGGCAAUGACCGCGCCGUCGGUGGCAAGAGCAGCUCGCCUCAGAACUACGUCAUUCGAAUGCUUGUGGCAGUGGUGGUGGCGUUCUUCAUCUGCUGGGCGCCGUUCCACGCACAGCGACUCCUGGCGAUGUACGCCCGCAGCAACAACUCGGACAGUCCGGUCCUACUGACCGUGUACAAAACGCUAACCUACACUUCGGGCAUUCUGUACUACAUGUCCACUACAGUGAACCCCGUGCUCUACCACAUCAUGUCUCACAAGUUCAGGGAGGCAUUCAAGUCUACGCUUGCUGAUCCAUGUGGAUGUAAUCAGACAAAUUCAAACAAACGACGUGCUUAUAGCGCGUUGUUGUGUCGACAGAACAACAGACACAUGUCGUUACAACAGCAACAACUUCAGCGUCAGCAGCAUGUAUAUCAGUUGCAACGCCGCAACAGCAACUCAGGCGACCUUCAGCAACCACUCCCUAUACAGUUACUCCCUAACAAGGGACAACACGAAUCAGCAAUGAACCAGGCACAUCAGCAAUUCAGAAGACACAAUUCUGGAGACAGUGGAGAUCAAAGUAUCACGCCGAAGGAACGCAGACUUCAUGGCCAACCAGUGGAAUCGUGUUUGGAUGUUAUGGCGUCUAAUUCAUAUCCCAUGUAUGUGCAUCGCCCUAGAGGAUCGUCGAACUCUAGCCAAACAACUACAACUACGUCACUGGGUAAACUCAGUUUAAAUGGAGGAAACAACUGCCGUUCCGAUUCAGCCCUAGCGGCUAGUGAUGAAACUACAGUACGGGGUGGCGCAGUGACGAGUAAUGGGCAUUGCAGAAAACAAUUGAAAUUAGAUCUAAUAGUUAUUAAUGGCCGCAAGAUGAAGACAUGUGACGUUACAAGUGAAGACGUGGAGGGUAUAAAUAACGUUACUUGUCAGGGAAAGUGUAAACAAAUGUGUGAUGGUAACUGCUUGGGUCAGCGCAGUGGUAACAGCAUAGCAGCUAUAACCAAGAGGUUAAAAUCUGCGCCACGUCCGGCGGCAAUCGGUGUGUUGGCUAAGAAACUUCGCUCUCUCUCCUUGCCCGGUAACACAAAGAGCAUAUUCGCCCCGCAACAGAACGCGCGUGAAGACAUUCAGGAACCACCAAGUCAUGUCAGUACCGAGAGCGCUAAAAGCACAAUUAGCGACUCGAGCCUUCAGGACCUGGACGAGACGGAGUUCGUGGGUUCAGAGCUGGCUCGUUACAUGGGAGAACUCAACCAACAGAAACUAGUGCGCUGA